AUUUGAGCUUCAAAAAUCACUUUUUUAACACAACAAUGGCUUCAAUUCCAUGUACUCUCCACUUAACUUUCUCUUCUUCAAGACCCAAUUUUUCUUCAUCAUGUUCAGUAAAAUUGAAUUCUUGUUUUAUCGGUGUUUCAAAAUUGAAAAGUAUAGGAUGGUGUAGACCAAGUGGAUUAGGGCCAAAUUGUGGUUCAAGAACUACUUGUUGGUUUAAUUUCAGACAGAAUGCUGAAACUGCUGGAGUUUAUGGUAGUCAAUCUCGUGAUGAUUUUGAUAGAGAUGAUGUUGAGCAGUACUUCAACUACAUGGGCAUGCUUGCAGUUGAAGGAACAUAUGACAAGAUGGAGGCUCUUUUAAGCCAAAACAUACACCCGGUCGAUAUUUUACUGCUGAUGGCUUCCACAGAAGGGGACUUGCCAAAAAUCGAAGAGCUACUGAGAGCUGGAGCAGAUUACACAGUCAAAGAUGCAGACGGACGUACUGCCCUUGACAGGGCUGCUAACGAUGAAGUUAAAUACUUCAUCGUUAACUAUAAAGCCCAGAAGGCAUAAGAGUAUCAAGUUUUGUUAUUAGCAUUAGUGUAAGUUUCAUCUUCUCGUUUUCGUCAUAUUUUUUAGAUCAACGCCAUUUUACCAUAUGUGAGCUCUGUUAUGUAUCUGUUUUGAGAGCUUGUAUGUUACGGGCGGGCAUUUUACCUGAGGUUUUUAAUCUAUCCUUGUGUGAUUUAUA
Molecule: messenger RNA, 732 nt
Organism: Solanum verrucosum
Lineage: Eukaryota; Viridiplantae; Streptophyta; Magnoliopsida; Solanales; Solanaceae
Product: protein LHCP TRANSLOCATION DEFECT
Exons: 2
Coding region: 36-554 (172 amino acids)
Biological process (GO): intracellular protein transport; granum assembly
Cellular component (GO): chloroplast envelope; chloroplast stroma
Source: RefSeq, a predicted model, not a curated record